Morchella importuna is the source of this 984-nucleotide messenger RNA. RefSeq lists its product as uncharacterized. Gene Ontology annotation, molecular function: hydrolase activity, hydrolyzing O-glycosyl compounds. Lineage: Eukaryota; Fungi; Ascomycota; Pezizomycetes; Pezizales; Morchellaceae. The record is from RefSeq and is a predicted model, not a curated record. Gene Ontology annotation, biological process: glucan catabolic process. The transcript is spliced from 6 exons. Bases 1 to 984 code for a protein of 327 amino acids.
AUGAAGAUCCUCACGUUAUCCCCACUCUCAUUACUCCUCCUCCCGCAUCUCGCGCACGCAGCAUACGUCCUUCAAGACGACUACAAUGCCCAAAACUUCCUCAGCAAAUUCACCUACUUCACCGGCUCCGACCCGACCCACGGCUUCGUCAAAUACGUCGACGAGCAGACCGCCAAGUCUAAACAAUACGUGCGCCCCAACGGCGCCCAGAUCCACGUCGGUGUCGACCAUAAAUCCAAAAUCCCCUUCAACCCCGCCGAUAAGACCGGCACGGGCACCGGCGGUCGCGAGAGCGUCCGCCUCGAGAGCAAGACCCUCUAUACAAAGGGCCUCUUCAUCCUCGAUAUCGAGCACAUGCCUGGCGGGCCGUGCGGAACGUGGCCUGCUUUCUGGACCGUCGGUGGAGGCUGGCCAAACAAGGGGGAAAUCGAUAUCAUCGAAGGCGUGCACAGAAACUCGGUAAACAUGAUGGCGCUGCACACAGGCCCGCAGUGCUCCGUAAAAGGGCUAAAGCAAAAGGCGCUCGUCGAGGCGCCCAACUGCGACGUCAAGGCCCCCGGGCAGGCAUCGAAUCAGGGGUGCAGCAUGAAAGACAAAGGCACCGCCUCCUACGGCGACGCCUUCAACGCGGCCAAAGGCGGCGUCUUCGCCAUGGAGUGGACCUCCACGCACAUCAAGGUCUGGUUCUUCCCGCGCGGGUCCAUCCCAAAGGACAUCAACACGCCCAACCCGGCUAGCUGGGGCACGCCAAACGCAAACUUCGAGGGCGGCUGCGAGUUCGACAAGAAGUUCAAGGACCACAAGAUCAUCUUCAAUACCACUUUCUGCGGCGACUGGGCGGGCGGCGUGUGGGGAACUGCGGCGGUGGAUGGCGGGUGUGGGUCGAGAGCAAAGACGUGUGUAGAGUUUGUGGCCAACAAUCCGCAGGAGUUUGAGAAGGCGUACUGGACCAUCAACUACCUGAAGGUGUUUAAGCAGCAAUAG